AUGGCUUCCAGUUCAAGAAAACGGCCCAAAACCCAGAACCCAAGACACUACUCUUCAUCUUCUUCGGUUCUUUCUGGAAGCUCCAUUGUUGAAAUCUUAAGGUUCGUUGCCGUUCUUUCGAUCGCCGCCUUUGUGGCUAUAUUCUGCAACUACGUUGUCACUUUUUUCAACCAACAGCCCCCUCCUUUUUGCGACAGUGAUCUUGCUUUCGACGAGUCUUUCUCAGACUCCUGUGAACCUUGUCCAAGUAAUGGAAUAUGUAAAGAAGGAAAGUUUGAAUGUGCUGAUGGCUACAGAAAGCAGGGAAAGUUAUGCGUAGAAGACAGAGACAUCAAUAGGGCCGCCGAGAAACUUUCAGAGUUUGCAGAAGCUCACGUCUGCGAAGGAUAUUCUCAGUAUUUAUGCAGUGGAGCUGGCACUAUUUGGGUUGGAAAGGAUGAUUUGUCCACUUUUUUAGACAAUCAUCACAUGAUGGAAGCUCACGGUUUAGAUGAGUCUGCGUAUGCUCUCUCAAAAUUUAGAGCAAUUGAGACUGUAGACAAGUUAAUGGAGAAAAGAGUAAAUGCUGGCGGGUUUGAAGAGUUCAAGUGCCCCGAUUUGAUUGUAAAGCGUUACAAAUCGCUCUCAUGUUCUGUUCGGAAUUGUAUUUCUGAGCAUUUUGUAGUGCUACUUCCUGUUUGUGCAUUGCUUGUUGGAAGCAUUAUGGUUCUGUCGAAAGCACUAAAGAGACAUCGCCUGUCAGUUAGAGCUGAAGAGAUUUACAACAAGGUGUGCGAUGUACUUGAAGAAAAAGCAGCGAUCUCAAGGCGCAUAGAUGGAGAUGGUGAGCCAUGGGUAGUUGCCUCAUGGUUACGUGAUUAUCUUCUUUCCCCAAAAGAAAGAAGGGACCCCCUCUUAUGGAGAAGGGUUGAGGAUCUAGUUCAGGAAGAUUCUCGUUUGGAUCGGUAUCCAAAGAUGGUAAAAGGAGAAGCUAGGAUAGUAUGGGAAUGGCAAGUUGAAGGUACUUUAAGCUCUUCUGGAAAGAAGAAAAGACAAGAGAACGAGCUGAAAUCGAACAGAUUAAAGAAUCAAACUCCUGGUGAGCAGAGUUGGGAAUUUAAGAAUAGCAUGCUGCUGAAUUCUUGA
Molecule: messenger RNA, 1125 nt
Organism: Oldenlandia corymbosa var. corymbosa
Lineage: Eukaryota; Viridiplantae; Streptophyta; Magnoliopsida; Gentianales; Rubiaceae
Source: the annotation of a GenBank genome assembly